CUUCCCUCCCCUCUUUGAAGGGUUUAAUGUUACACCCACAGAAGAGCUUUACCUGUCCAGGUGAACCACAGUGUUGAAAGUGAACUUUGCUAAAGAUGUUACCAGAUCUUCUUUGGUGAUGACCUCCUGACCAGAUCGACCAUGACAUACUAGGUCUUGCCUAUCAAAUGCUGACAGCCUGACGUUGCCACGGCGAUGGCCGAAGCUUCUCCUGCACCGAUCCCCCCAUCAGGCAAUGAAGCCUUGUCCCCGCCUCCUGCACUGUGCUCAUCAUGUGGCCACUGUCACAAACUGGAGGAGAAUCACGAGUAUGUUUACAUGGAUGAGGUGGACGAUGACCUCGUAUGCCACAUCUGCCUGCAGCCACUCAUCAGGCCCCUGGACACGCCCUGCGGUCACACCUACUGCCAGGAGUGUCUCACCUGCUUCCUGCUGGAGAGCGAUUUCUGCCCAGUGUGUCGCAUGCCCCUCAUGUUGCAGAGCUGCAGGAGGCCCAGCCUAAUGGUGCACAAGCUGCUCGACAAGCUGAUUGUAGGCUGUCCCUUCACCGAUCAUUGCACAGAAAUCCUGCCCCGUGGUGAGGUUGAAGACCACUUAAAGAUCAGGUGUAAAGGAGCCUCCCAUUAUGGGCUGUCAACAGACAGGAAGCGACGCUCACAGGAGAGUGAGUGCACCGAUAGUACAUCAGAACUCACUAUUGCCACGAUGCCCAAUGACGGCCCCACCUCUGCCGCUGUGGCUCUUCUAUCAGAUGAAUCUGGCCUGGUUAACCCAGCUUUCGACCCCAGCAUGGAGGACAACAGUCAGUCAGGCAGCAUGACCAGCCUGGCCGCUCGCAGCAGCAACAAAAAGAUCCGAAAUUUUGACCGGUCUUCUGUGAGGAGCCGCUCCUUCAGGAGGUUGAAUCGGGCGUUCAGUGUUCUACGGAGGACCAAGAGUGGCACUGCAGUCAGCAAUGAGACGUCUGAGGAGAGGGAUAAUGCCAGGAAUUCCAGUGUGCCUCCAGAAAUGCUUGCUCUCCCUCAGUUACAUCACCUGAUCCCCGAUGGUGAAGUUACCAGUAUUAAAAUCACACGACAGGAUCCUUCAGAUCCUCUGGCCAUUAGCAUUGUGGGCGGCAAUGAGACCCCUCUGGUCCGCAUCCUCAUCCAGGAUAUAUACAGAGAGGGUGUCAUAGCUCGGGACGGUCGCUUGCUGCCUGGGGACAUGAUUCUAAAGGUAAAUGGCAUUGACAUCAGCAACGUGCCUCACUCCUUUGCAGUGGCAUCCCUGAGACAGCCCUGCCAACUCCUGCGGCUAACUGUGCUCAGAGAGCAACGCUACCGCUACCGCUCACACUCCCAUGGCUAUCCAUACAGUCACGGCCAUGAUGCCGCUGGGGGCCACCAGUCACACAGCCUCUCCCAACAACUGAGAGAUGACAGUAUUCAUGUAGUUCUGAGUAAAAGCACUCCAGAUGAGCAGCUGGGCAUUAAGCUUGUGCGGCGGGCGGAGGAGCACGGGGUCUACAUCUUUCACCUGCUGGAGGGCGGCCUGGCGGCACGUGAUGGACAGUUGUGCAUUGGUGACCGCGUGCUGGCCAUCAACGGGCACGACCUUCGUUAUGGGGCGCCAGAGCACGCUGCUCUGCUCAUUCAGGCAAGUGAGCAGAGCGUUCACUUCGUAGUGUCUCGUCAAAUUUGCCUGCCCACACCAGACAUCCUACAAGAAGCUCCAUGGGGCGUGGAAGGUCCCCCGCCAUAUUCCCCCGUAGACAUGGAGCAAACACUGCUGGACUCUUGUCAGAAGCCUGCGUGCUACGAGAAGACAGUUACGCUCACUAAAGAGCCGUAUGACUCCCUGGGCAUGACAGUGGCAGGUGGCAUGUCCAGUCGAGGGUGGGACCUUCCCAUCUAUGUCACAAAUGUAGACCCUGAUGGGGUGGUGGGACAAGAGGGCUCCAUUCACAAAGGUGACAUCUUGUUGAACGUGAAUGGGGUGGAUUUGACGGGGGUGACUCGGGGUGAGGCUGUGGCCAAUUUGAAGAACACCUCAUCUCCUGUUGUGCUCAAGGUCCUGGAGAUGCGUCCUCCUGAUGAAAGCCCACAGGAGUGCUCGCUGCCACCCUGUCUCACCUCGUCCCCCACAGACAGCACCAAGAGCCCCCUGCCUAAUGACGACUAUUCCCCACAGUGGGUUUCAUGGUUGCAGCUACCUAGACCACUCUACUACUGCAAAGACAUCGUCCUGCGGCGGAACACGUCAGGAAGCCUGGGCUUCAGUAUCGUUGGAGGUCAGGAGGAGGUUAACUGCAAUCAAUCCUUUUUUAUCCGCUCCAUCGUGGAGGGGACACCAGCCUACAAUGAUGGCAGGAUAAGGUGUGGGGACAUCCUGCUUGAAGUGAAUGGGAAGAGCACAUGGGGGAUGACACACACGGCUUUGGUUCGCCUCCUGAAGGAGCUCCGGGGGAAGAUCACCCUGACCAUUGUCUCUUGGCCAGGCAGCCUGCUGUAACAGUGCUCCAAGCCAUCUAGCACUGCUCCAGUGGUACUGACCUGGGGAUUGUGAAGCUAUAGACUGGGCAGCCACCCUAAAGCUUGCUGUGUGGGAGAAGCUCAGAGUUGUGGUGCCGCUGUGCAGAUCCCUCACUUCAAAUGGCCUGCAGGGAAUUGGCCAGCAGUUUGCAGGGGGUAGAGAUUAAAGACUGGGUUGUUACCAGAAAGUUAACUUGCCCCUUUGGGAAUGCUGAACUGGAAGGAUCCAGGCUGGAACCCCUUCUAACUCAUUCAUUGUGUGUCAACUGUUUACUGGACAUUGUCAGUGUAUGGAACAGCAGCCAGUGAGUGGGGUGGGAGGCCUGAGAGGAGAAACAACGUGUUGCCAAUUUCAGUAGAUAUAUAUUAGGAUAUGCAUUCAGAUGGACUCACAUUUCUUUAUGUAAAUGUUGAGUGUCUCAAAAAAUAAUUACAGAUUCAGAUACUUGUAAUAUGUUUCUUUUGUUUGUUGUAUGGCCUUUUAAUGUAGGCUUUAUUCUGUUUGUACUGACAGUGGUUGUCAUCUUCAUCUGUUGAACUGAAGACACGUUGCCAAGUAGUAGUCUGUGAGGUCUCUCUCUGUUGUCUCAGAAGCUAUGGCAAAAUUAUCAAAACCACUGGCAAGCAAAGAUACAUGAAAAAAGGAUCGAUGUGUUCACAACAUGUUAAAAAGUUACAUUUAAUUAGGAGAUGUUGUGGAGGCCUUACUGAUUUUCUUACUUUUGAGAAAAGCAACUGAUAUUUCUGUUUCAGUGGAUGGCCUGAGGCCCAUCUGCUGUGGUUCUAUCUGUCACGCUUCAGCCUGUGUAGUCAAUCUAAUGGUGCAUCUGGUUAAAAGAUAAAUAAAGUUGUUUGGAAAAAAA
Nematolebias whitei (Rio pearlfish) is the source of this 3376-nucleotide messenger RNA. RefSeq names its product ligand of numb-protein X 1 (gene lnx1). The record is from RefSeq and is a predicted model, not a curated record. Gene Ontology annotation, biological process: ubiquitin-dependent protein catabolic process. Gene Ontology annotation, cellular component: cytoplasm. The coding region runs from base 196 to 2493 and encodes 765 amino acids. Lineage: Eukaryota; Metazoa; Chordata; Actinopteri; Cyprinodontiformes; Rivulidae. Gene Ontology annotation, molecular function: ubiquitin-protein transferase activity; protein binding. The transcript is spliced from 11 exons.